Messenger RNA from Dichotomopilus funicola, 6327 nucleotides. RefSeq names its product putative COPII coat assembly protein sec-16. Gene Ontology annotation, biological process: autophagy; COPII vesicle coat assembly; Golgi organization. The coding region runs from base 1 to 6327 and encodes 2108 amino acids. Lineage: Eukaryota; Fungi; Ascomycota; Sordariomycetes; Sordariales; Chaetomiaceae. Gene Ontology annotation, cellular component: endoplasmic reticulum exit site; ER to Golgi transport vesicle membrane. The transcript is spliced from 5 exons. The record is from RefSeq and is a predicted model, not a curated record.
AUGGUGUCCGAUGCGCCGAGCUCAGCAUGGCAUCCGGCGUUGAUGCCGCAUACAAUCGCCGACUUGCCCCAAGCCCCAGCCGCCGAUUCGAUUUCGAGUCCUACCGUACCACGAGACAUUGACACCGCCGAACUCGAACAAACAAACACAUUACGACAACCCGAGGAUACCACUGAUGCUGACCCGGAGGCCGGGGCCUGGUUUCAGGAUGACGGGACCGGGGACGACGACUGGCUGGCCGAUGCGAGCAAUGAUCCCGAGCCCGAGUCCCAGCCCGAGCAACCGGCCGCAGCUCCUCCGGUAGACUCUUCAGCCGAUGAUGCGUUACCAGACGAGCCGACCACAGCGUCCAAACAUCUCAGCACCAUGUCCUUCACGCGGACUGUGCCGCACGAGGUGAACUGGAACGACGACGACGACGCCGAGUGGAAUCUGUCCCGAACAAAUACCGAUCCCUUCAAGUUCAUGCCGGAGAACAACCGCACCAACUCGUUUCCUCCGAUGCCCGAGUCCGAAGACGCGACGAACGAGCACCCACAUGAGCUGGAGCAACCGAUUUCGUUUGACCCGGCCGAGGAGCUGAUUCGGGAGAUUGAAGAGGAGGAUACGCGCGAGGAGGAGGCGUUGCCCGACGCGACCUCGGGCUCCCAGGAUGACACCGCCGCGCAUGAUCGGGAAGGUCAGGCCGCCGUCGAACCGUAUCCCGAGUCUGGUCUUGAAUCUGCCGCGGGCGACUCUGCGGAAGCUCGGUUCGAGGAGGGCGUGCCGCUGGUCCCGGCUGCGGAACAAGAGCAAGACACGACACAAGAACAGCCAUCAUCCCAAGCCGAACCCGACUUCUUCGGGGAAGAGGCCGGGGAGGAAGAUGACUUUUUUAGUCAGGUCAACACCGGCGAGGCGCCAAACCAGGAAGAGCCGCAACCGGCUCCGUUGCAGCGCAAGUCGACCAUGGAGGUGCUGAGCUCCCUGAACGUGGGCUCGGCGGGCUCGAGUUUUGCGCCGCUGGAGGGGACGGUCGAGGAAGCCGAUGCAGAAUCGGGAGAUAAUACUCCAAUUGAGCAGACUCGGGGAGAGGAGACAGCUGAGCCAGCCGCGGAAGAAAACCUGGACGAGAAGUGGAAGGCCAUGUUUGGCGACGAGGACGAGGAAGGCUUCCUGCCGGACGAGAGUGUCGGAGCACCAGAGGCACCAGAGGUGGACGCCUCUGCGUUCCUUGGGAGUGACGAUGAGGGCCUGCUCGACGACUCCGAGACCGAACAACCUGACGAGCCCAGCCGAGUCAUUGCUUCAUCGCGGUACGCGCCAGCUCCGACGCUAUCGACGCAGGGGGUCCAGGGGUAUUUCCCUCAACAACAGCAGCAACUCCAGACACCCGUUAACACGAUGGCACCUCCGAACCCUUAUCUGCCUACUAAUACACCUGUGACGCCCGCAACACCCGCCAACCCCUACGCCGCGGUCGGAGCUGGCUCGAUCGUCUCAUCCCCCGCCACGACUCCCUACGCUGCUCCAUCGACAGGACACCCACCGCCGUCGCAGUUUGGACUCGGAGCGCCGCCGCUCUUGCAGGAAAAGAGCAAGGCGCAGAGCUUCGCGGACAAGGCCAAGGGCGGGUACACCUCGCCGUACGAUCUCCCGAUGGAAGUGGUGAAGCCAAAGCGGCGGACUAGUGGGCACGCCUCGCAGUACGGGCCGUCGGCGCCGGCAUCGCCCGCUUCGCUCCCACCACCGCCGAGGAGUGUGAGCAUGCAUCAGCCACCAAUGCCACCGCCGAGCAGUUCGCACGCUCUAGCCGCGGCAGCAGCAGCAUCAUCCCGUCCGUCAUCGAGCCACGGAUCCUCGUCGACAUUACAACCACCUCCGGCUGUGGGCGUACGCAAGCUGGCUUCUCAGGAGAACUUCUUCGAGGACCUUCCGAUGACCGCCAAGCCCCGGCCGGCGUCCCGGCAGAGCCAGAAGAGCAUGCCGUCGCCGACGCAGCCUGGUCCGUACGGGGUUCCGCCGCACUCGGCCGGGCUUCCCUCGGUCACUUCUCAUCCUGUGGCCCCGGUGCCUCCGCCGGGACCAGGACCGGUACCGUCUGCUUAUCCUCCCAGCGGGACUGGAACGGGCUCCUCGGGCGCCUCAGGCCCUUCGGGCAUCUCGGGGCUGGUUGCGCCGCCGCGGCUCGACCCGUAUGCUUCUCUGAGCGCUGCGCCGAGUCUUGUCCCGGCCGCGCCUCCUGCGGCUUCAUCGACUCGGUACUCUCCUGCUCCGCCCGGCGCGGCGAAUACCAACGGCCCGGUUCCUGUUCCCAUCCCGGCUGCGACUCGGUAUUCCCCCGCUCCGCCAGCAUCUCGACAGCCCAGUGCCGGGUAUGGGCCCACGCCCACGACCCCCGGUCCUCCGAUUCUGCCUCACCAGCCGCGGACAUCCAGCCCGCUGGCACACUUUGAGAUCACGCACGACAAGGCCCGCGGCCCGGCCCCAGAGAGCGGGCUAUCGGAACGGCGAAGCAGCAGCUCGCUGCACGAACACCGGCUCCAGAGAGUGCCAUCUCUACCCCCCACUCGGGAAGUCGUCGAAGAAGAGGAACCCCCGGCCCCAGCUCGGCCGCAGACCUCAUCGGGGUCUUCUCCGCCUGUGUCCGCGACCUCCUCCAAGUACGCACCCGCCCCGCCAGCCCUGAAGCGCGCGACGUCCAACUACAGCCCGCUGGCGCCCGCGUACGACUUUGCCCCGCCGCCUCGGUCGCAAACCCAGUCGCCCGGUGCGCUGUACGGUGGAAACCGCGGAGGACUGAAGCCUGCUGCUGAACCGAUCCCCCGACCGUCAUCGGUGAACGAUCCAACCUCGGCGCGGGAAGCCGCUUAUCCAUUAGGGCCUGCUCCCGCUCCGCGUACCGGCCCGACUCCUGCUGCUGCUUCAGUGUCUGCCCCCACCCAAGGCACCACAACCUUCACCCGCGCCCGCGGCGCAUCUCUCUACCUCAACGUAAUCCCCCCGACCGACGGCCGCGAGAACGACCCGCUGAAGCGCUGGCGCGGCGCUCCGCUCGUGUCGUGGGGCGUCGGCGGCACUUUUGUGACCAUGUUCCCUAAGGAGGUCCCCCGCUACGGUACAAACUCGAGUAUCCCGGCUGUGGUGCGUAGUCCGGGGCAGGUUAAAGUGCAGAAUGUCAAGGAGAUCUUGCCGCUGGAGGAGCGGCUGGCCAAGUUCCCUGGCCCGUUGAAGGGGAAGGGGAAGAAGAAGGAGACUGUUGCGUGGUUGACGGCGGGGAUUGAGGGGUUGGAACGAGACUUGCCUACUACUGGCUAUGCCCAGGCUGGGGGGUUCUCGCCGGCGUAUAACGCGCAGGUCGACAAGCAGGUGGCCGAGCGGGCGUCGGAGCGGGUGUUGCUGUGGAAGAUUCUAAGGGUGUUUGUUGAGCAUGAUGGUGUGUUGGAGGGUAACGCAGCGGUGGAAAAGGCUGUGCGGGAGGUGCUGUCUCCGAAUCUGGGAGGAGGAGGAGGAGACGUAUCAGCCAGCGCUACGCCGUAUCUCCAAGGCCACGGGAGUCAAAGCCAGGUGCAGUCCGACGCAGUCAGUGCGUCGACGCUCGAGCAGAUCCGCCAGCACUUGUUGAGCGGCGACUGCGAGAAAGCCGUGUGGGCUGCGGCCGACCAACGGCUCUGGGGUCACGCGCUCUUGCUUUCCAACGCUCUCGCGCCCGCGCUGUACAAGCAGGUCGCGCAGGAAUUUGUCAAGAAAGAAGUCAACGUUCCCGGCCACGGCCACGAGUCCCUCGCGGCGCUGUAUGGGGUGCUCUCCGGCAACCACGAGGAGAGCGUCGACGAGUUGGUGCCGAGCCACGCGCGCGCCGGCCUGCAGCUGAUGGCCACCACCAACGCGAACAACGCGAAUGCCAACAACGCCAACGCCAACGCCGCCGACGGCCUGGACAAGUGGCGCGAGACCCUCGGGCUCGUCCUCAGCAAUCGCAGCGCCGACGACGCCCGUGCCAUCCACGCCCUCGGCGUGCUGCUGGCCGGGUACGGACGUGCCGAGGCCGCCCAGGUGUGCUUCCUGUUUGCGCGUAGUCCCGCGCACACCGUGUUUGGCGCGCUUGACGACCCGGCUGCGCCGUCUGCCAAGGACCUGGAACCGCUGCUGUUGGGCGAGGUGUAUGAGUACGGCCAGAGCCUGCAGGCUCUCGCGGGGACGACGACGACUACCGGAAACAUCACAGGGCUAUCCGGGUCAGGGGCAGCGUCAGGGUCAACGGCCGCAGCAGGGUUAGUAGGGUUGCCAGGCACACACGCCCACCUGGCCGCGUACAAACUGCAGCACGCCCUAGUGCUCGCCGAGUCCGGCUUCCGCGACAAGGCCCUGCAGUACUGCGACGCCCUCGCGACCGCCAUCACGGCCCAGACCAAGCGCUCGCCCUACCACCAUGUCAUCCUCGAGCAGGCCGUCGAAGACCUCCUGCGGCGUCUCAAGCAGGCGCCCAAGGAGGACUCCGGGUCGUGGAUCCCCAAGCCCAGCAUGAACAAAGUGUCUGACUCGGUCUGGAGUCGAUUUAACAAAUUCGUCUCCGGCGACGACGACGGUUCGGGCGAGGGCCACGGUCAGGGCCACGCUGCCGACGGCGAGGUUGGGCCGGGUCCGUUUGGCCGUGUUGCGGGUGGCACCCCCACCAUCAGCCGGACUCCGUCGGUCACGAACCUCGAGACGUAUGGUGUUGCUGCGCUGCCUGGUUACGGCGGCCUUCCCCCUGCUACCGCGUCGUCCACAACCCCAAUGUCAACAUCGGCCCCGCCUGCUCCUACCCGCGCAGCAUCCCGCUACGCGCCCGGCGCACCCCCCUCAACGACGGGGUCUGCGUCUAACAGCCGGCCUUCCACCGCGGCGUACGCUCCUGCUGGUGCUGGUGGUUCUCCGUAUGCGCCCCGGUCCUCGAUGGAGCGCACUUCGGGCGAGUACAGUCGGGGUGGAUCGUUUGAGGUACCGCGGCGGUCGCUUGAGAUGCAAGGCGCUGGGGCCGGUCGUACCGGGAGUUAUAGUCCUGUGCGGGCUGGCUCGCCGCUGGGGUCGUCGUCGCCGUAUCUCCCGGCUGCGGCUGGGUUUCAGCCUGUUGCUCCUCCUGCGGCUGCUGCUCCUGCUCCGGUUCCCGGGGCUGGGGCUGUUCCUGCGACUAUUGCAUCACCUCACACUCCAGCCAGUGCAUUCUCCCCGUCGAUCGGGUAUCCCGGCACGGCUCCGUCGUCUGUGGGCUAUCCUAUGCCCUCCGAUAGCGCUGGUCAAUCCCCUGAGGCAUCGGGGUAUCAACCGCCUUCAUACGGCUACGAACCCCCGUCGUUUACCCCCUACGAGGGCCCGUCCACUAGCACCCCCGGAGAGGAAGCAACACCCGGAACCGAGACCUCUUCCUAUGAACCCCCCUCGUACCAGCCGUACAGCUACGAACCGCCUUCCUAUGAGCCCGACCUGCCCGCCACGGAAGACGCUGCGGGAUCGAACGAGGAUGAUAACGACGAGAAACCGAAGCCGAAACCCAAGAAGAAGGGUAUUAUGUAUGAUGAUGACGAUGAUGAUUUCCCCACGCCGCGGCCGGCGGAGAAGUCCAAGGCUGAAAAGGAUCGGGAGAACGAGGAGAUGUUUCGUCGGGCGGCUGAAGAGGAUGCCAAACGCGCCGAAGCAGCCAAACAAGCCCCCAAAAAGGGCUGGGGUUUCACCUCCUGGUUCGGCGGCGCCAAAAAGGACGGUCUCGACGGUUCCUCCUCACCCUCCCAAAACGGCAGCAGCGGCGCCUCCAACCCAAACAAACCCAUCCGCGCCAAACUCGGCGAAGCCAAUUCCUUCUACUACGACCCCGAACUCAAACGCUGGGUCAACAAGAAUGCCGGGCCCGAAGACCUCGUCAAGAAAGCUACCCCGCCGCCUCCCAGAUCGUCAGGUGGUGGUUCGCCGCGCUCUGUUAGCGCCAGUCCGGCGUUAGGUGCUGCUGCGGGGGUGGAUGGACGGCCGCAUACUUCUGAUGGGCCGCCUAGGGCAGGUGGUGGUGGUGGUAUGAGUGGUAUGAGUCUGGGUGAUAGUCUUGUCCCGCCCCCGCCUGGCCCAGUAGCCAUGUUACGCUCUGUAUCAAACACCAGUACCGCUAGUGCACCGCCCUUGGGACAACAUACCUCUGCAUUCGGCACCACAGGACCGGGGGGAAGACCUCCGAGGUCAUCGUCGCGUCCGCCGACGAGCUUGAGCAACUCGAGUAGCAUUGAUGAUUUGUUGAGUGCGGCGGGGCCGAGGAAACCGGGGGCUGCGAAGAAGGCGAAGAGGGGGGCGCGGUAUGUGGAUGUUAUGGGGAAGACAUAA